Messenger RNA from Eufriesea mexicana, 2376 nucleotides. RefSeq names its product pancreatic triacylglycerol lipase-like. The transcript has 8 exons. NCBI's taxonomy places the organism in Eukaryota, Metazoa, Arthropoda, Insecta, Hymenoptera, Apidae. The record is from RefSeq and is a predicted model, not a curated record. Gene Ontology annotation, molecular function: lipase activity. Gene Ontology annotation, biological process: lipid catabolic process. The coding region runs from base 174 to 2288 and encodes 704 amino acids.
CUCGUUGAAAUAUCGAGCAGUCGAAAUAUUCAAAAGACUUUUUAUUCGCUUCUUGUCGAAAUUCAUCGAACGAUAUCACACGUGUUAAUGCAAUAAAUAUUUCGAGAAUAUUCGAACGAUUCGUUUGUGAACAAAAUUCAAGUUGCAUAUCGAUAAACUCAGACAAGAUCACCAUGAAGAUAUUCGUCUUAAUCGUUUGUUCGAUCAUCUGCUCGGUUACCGCUCAAGAUCCGUUUAGGCCCAUCAGCAGCGGCAUCCUAAAAAUUGAGAGCAUCGUCGACGACGCCAUAGAAACGGCGAAGGACUUGUACAUGAUUGAUGAUCAUGGUAACCAAGUUCCAUUAGACAUAAAUGAACUACUCCCUGAGACCUUGUGGCAAACAGAGAGAAAACUGCCUGAUCGUAUGCAUUUCUAUCUGUACACGAAGGAAAAUCCGACGGACGGACAGCAGUUAUACAUAGAUGACGUGAAGACACUGAACAAUAGUAACUUCGAUCCCCAAAAGGAAACGAAGAUCAUUACUCACGGAUGGAUGAAUAAUUACCUGAGCGAUUCGUGCGUGACAAUCCGAGACGCUUACCUCAAGAACAGCGACUACAACGUCGUAGUGAUGGACUGGGGCCAGAUAGCGGUGGGACCAUACAUUUGGGUCAGUGAUCGCAUUCUAAUAAUUGGCAAGUUCGCCGCUAAGAUGGUUAGCUUCCUGGAGUCGCAAGGGUUGGACGAGAAUAAGCUGACCAUCGUUGGCCACUCUCUUGGUGCCCAUAUAGCCGGCUUCGCAUCAUACUACGCAAAGCGAAAAGCGAACUACGUAGUCAAGUUGGACGCAGCGCAGCCUAACUUACAUAAGGUUAGAUUCGCCCCUAACCAAGCAAUGUACACAACAUCCAUCCAUACGGAUAGCUUUUUCUGGGGACAAGACAUUGCCAUAGCCGAUUCUGAUUUCUGGCCGAACAGUGGCUUGCGACAACCUGGUUGUGGUUUGAACAAUGCAUGUUCCCAUUCCAGAUCUUACAUUUACUUCGCAGAGUCGAUCAACAGUGAAGUAGGUUUCGUAGGAGUACAGUGUACCAAUUACCCUGACUACGUGCUAAACAAAUGUGCCAAUAACCCGACUGGAAUCAUGGGAGGUGCUAAACUGAAUACUACACUCAGAGGCAACUAUUAUCUGAAGACGAAUCUGAAAGCACCAUUCGCUAGAGGAUCUAAAUCACGAUCUGCCAUUAGCGAAAUCAAGCUCACCAUGAAGUCACUAGCCAUAAUCGCGUGCUGCAUCAUCUACUCAGCCGUCGCUCGAAACGCGUUGAACCCUUCGAUCGAAAAUGUACUGGAAAUAGAAGAUGAUAUCCAAGCAUGGGACAGGGAUCUUUCCGAUGACAAUGACAACCUAGUGAAAAGAGACUUAUCAAGUAUAUUACCCGAAAAAUUGGAGCAAACGGAGAAAGACCUGCCUAAUCGAGUCUUUUUCUACCUGUACACGAGAAACAGUACGAACGAACCACAGAAGUUAUUCAUUGAUGACGUCGAGACACUGAAAAAGAGUCAUUUCAAUGUCAACAAGGAAACGAAAAUCGUUACUCAUGGCUGGAGGAACGAUUACACGAGCGCAUCAUGCCAGCUCAUUCGUAAAGCUUUCCUCCAGAACAGUGACUGCAACGUCAUAGUGAUCGACUGGGGCAAGAUAGCGAAGAAGGAAUACUACUGGGCCAGUAAUCGCGUUCUAAUGGUUGGUAAGUUCGCCGCUAAGAUGAUUAGUUUCCUGGAGUCGCAAGGAAUGGACGAGAAUAAGCUGACCAUCGUUGGCCACUCUCUUGGUGCCCAUGUAGCCGGACUGGCAUCUAACUAUGCGGCUCGAAAAGCGAAUUACGUAGUCGGUUUGGACCCAGCACAGCCCAACUUCAGUGGCAAGUCUUCGGAUGCUAGAUUCAGUCGUGGUCAGGGAAAAUUCGUAGAGGCCAUCCACUCGGAUGCUGGUGUCUUGGGGAUGAAUAAUGCCUUGGCUGACGCUGAUUUCUGGCCAGACGGGGGUCACGUGCAAUCUGGUUGCAAAGUCAAUGACAUCUCGUGUUCGCAUGGUAGGUCUUACGAAUACUUCGCGGAGUCGAUCAACAGUGAGGUAGGCUUCGUAGGGGUACAGUGCUCCAACUACGAUAAGUACUUACGGAACGAAUGCGCACAUAACCCGACUGGCAUCAUGGGCGGAGCUAAACCGCAACCUGGACUCAAAGGCAACUAUUUCUUGAAGAUGAACGCUAAGUCACCAUACGCUAAGGGGAUUUCCCAAUGACGAUGAUUCUUAUCUCGAUGGGAAUGAAACGAGAAAAUAAUUUCGCUCAAAAUCGAAAGUCACGAAAUUUUUUGAUAUUAAUUAUGCA